Messenger RNA from Canariomyces notabilis, 4787 nucleotides. Its product is annotated as mitochondrial GTPase 2-like protein. NCBI's taxonomy places the organism in Eukaryota, Fungi, Ascomycota, Sordariomycetes, Sordariales, Chaetomiaceae. The record is from RefSeq and is a predicted model, not a curated record. Gene Ontology annotation, molecular function: tRNA binding; tRNA (cytidine-N5)-methyltransferase activity; GTP binding. Bases 222 to 4400 code for a protein of 1392 amino acids. The transcript is spliced from 3 exons. Gene Ontology annotation, cellular component: nucleus; cytoplasm. Gene Ontology annotation, biological process: tRNA methylation.
CAAAGGGAGAGAUGCUUUGCGGAAUCUUGUCUGCAGUGGAGGCAAGAAGGAAACGGCAUUGACAGGGUUGUGAAUUGAGUGAGUGGAUCCGAGGGCUAAUCUUAUCUUAUCGAAGUCUCCCCUGUCCCUUGUCCAAAUUUAAACCUGAACCAUGAAGAGAAUCCCCAUGAAUUCAAGAAGGACAGGCAUGUCUCAACCCUUUCCCUUCUACACCACGGAACAUGGCCUGUCGCUGCCUUCAUAACCCACGGGUACUCUUACCAUUCCUCUACCCGUCAUUAUUUGCGCCCAAUGGCAGCAACAACAUAUCCCGAGUCGCCGCGGCCGCCGUCAAGGGCAAGCGCCACAGCAGCACCAGCGUCGCAACCACAACGCCCGCCUCGAACUCCCGGCUAAACCCAGCACCGGACGACUACUCGAUGCCCAACUUUGCUGACAAGGCCAAAUUGACCGUUUGUGCCGGCGCCGGCGGCCAUGGUUGCAUCUCUUUCCAUCGAGAGGCGUUUCUGCCCGACGGGCCUGCCAACGGCGGCGACGGAGGGCACGGCGGCAGUGUGUACAUCCAGGCAGUGCACGGCGAAACAUCGCUGCACAAGUUGGCCCGAAGGCGGAUCGUGCGUGCAGGAAAGGGCAAGAGCGGCCAAGGCAGCGCUCGGGGAGGGCAGCGCGGGGAUGACGUGGUCAUCUCAGUCCCCGUGGGUACCGUCGUCAGAGAGCUAAGCCGGGACGAUCCAGAAGCCGAGUACCGCGCACGCCGCAAGCGCAGGAGGAGCCGCGAUCCGGUGCCAGUAGAGGAAGGGCCGGAUGGGGAGCCGGUCGAAGAUCUCGAACGAGAGAAGUGGAUGCUCUACCCUGGAAUGUCGUCCUCGGACGCCAGGCGGAUCGAGCUGCCAAGGCUGCCGAACCGAGACCGCAUCUUCAAGCAGCCCCCGGAGCCAUUACACUUGGAUUUAUCUCGUCCCACGCCCCGGCCCAUCUUGCUUGUGGCUGGGGCACUCGGCGGGCUGGGGAACCCUCACUUCGUGACCAGAGGCGUGCCAAAGCCCAUGUACGCCACCAGAGGAGAGAAGGCCAUGUCAAUGCAGAUUGAGCUGGAGCUCAAACUCCUUGCUGAUGUCGGCUUGGUCGGGCUGCCCAACGCGGGCAAGAGCACCCUGCUCCGUGCCAUCAGCAACAGUCGUGCUCGGGUGGGUCAUUGGGCCUUCACCACGUUGCAGCCAAACAUUGGCACUGUUGUCCUUGACAACAACAAGGGUCGCCCCACGGUGACGAGCUACCGCCGAGUAUCACCUGACGACCCAUUCACCCCAAGCAACGAGCCCGAGGUUGAAUUGCGCACCAGGGUCACGGUUGCCGACAUCCCUGGUCUGAUCGAAGGCGCGCAUCUUGACAAGGGCCUCGGGAUCGCUUUCCUCCGGCACGUCGAGCGGGCUGGUGUCCUUGCCUUUGUCCUCGAUUUGGGGGCCGGAAAUGCCGUCAACGCCCUGAAAGCGUUGUGGAACGAGGUCGGGCUGUAUGCGCAGAUGCGGGAGGAGGAAGAGCGUCUCCGGGAGCGUCAAGCCGCCAUUGACUGGAGUGACGCGGCAGGUACCGAUGACGCGGACGACUCGUUCAUGCCGGGCGCAAUCGGGAUGGCAGACUAUUCCCCCCCUACGACGAACGUUGGCGGGCUCCAUAUUGCCGGGAAGCCUUGGUUUGUGGUAGCCACCAAAGGCGAUCUCCCAGAUACGCAGAGCAAUUUUGAGGAGCUGAGAGACUAUCUUACCGCCAUCACAAACGGGAACGAACCCCAUCCCAGCGGAGUUGAGGGUGCUUGGACGCAGGAUUGCAGGGCCAUUCCUGGAAACCGAGGCGGCGGUCGUGGCGGCCGCAGCCGUGACAACCGUGGAGGCCAUCAGCCGUAUCAGCGAUACCCCGAGGUGGUCAAGGAGAACCAGAAGUUGCAGCAAUACUACGACACGCUGCUGGGACUACCUGAUGACGAAAAGGCCGAGUUCUGGGCGGCUUUGAAGAGAGACCUACCCAACAGCUUCAGAUUUUGUGGGUCCAAAGGCCACGCGCUGGCCGUCAAGCGACUGCUUCAGACCAGAUACAUCCCCGAAAUUACACGCAUUACUCACGAAGGCGUCACCGUCGACCCGCCCAAACCUGUUCCAUGGUACCCCGAUUCGCUCGCCUGGUCCAUGACCACGCCAAAGAAUGUCGUCCGCAAGUUCCCCCCAUUCGCCGCGUUCCAGAAGUUCCUCGUGUCCGAAACCAGCGUUGGCAACAUCAGCAGACAGGAGGUGGUGAGCAUGAUCCCGCCUCUGCUCAUGGACCUCAAGCCCGGCAUGACUGUCCUCGACCUCUGCGCUGCGCCCGGCAGCAAGGCAGCUCAAUUGCUGGAAAUGAUCCACCGCGGGGAGGAGGCACGCAUUCGGCAGGUUGUUCGCACCUUCGCCGGUGACGCAGUCAAAACCGAAGACGCUCAGGAAGAGGAGGCCGCGCGGUUGGAAGCCGACCCGAGCGACGAUGGCAGAGCCACCGGCAUGCUUAUCGCCAACGACGCCGAUUACAAGCGCAGUCACAUGCUGAUCCAUCAGCUCAAGCGCCUGUCAUCGCCAAACAUGAUCGUUACAAAUCACGACGCUACCAUGUAUCCUGCACUGAGGAUACCGAACCCUGAAAAACCCCACCAACCAAACUACCUCAAGUUCGACCGUAUUCUCGCCGACGUCCCGUGCUCUGGAGAUGGCACGCUUCGGAAGAACGUCAACCUCUGGAAAGACUGGACGCCUGGUAACGCCCUGGGCCUUCACCUGACUCAAGUUAGGAUUCUUGUGCGCGCUCUGCAGAUGCUGAAGCCCGGCGGACGAGUAGUAUACUCGACCUGCAGCAUGAACCCUGUCGAGAACGAGGCCGUAGUGGCGGCUGCGAUUGAACGUUGCGGGGGACCGGAAAAGGUUGAAAUCAUUGACUGCAGCGAUCAGCUCCCACUACUAAAGCGGAAGCCAGGUCUGAGGAAGUGGCAAAUCAUGGACAAGUCUUGUCGCUUAUGGAACACGUGGGAGGAGGUCCAGGAGUACACGAAAUCCACCGAGGAUGGUGUCGCGCCGGGCAAACUUGUCGAGAGCAUGUUUCCCAGACCUGCAGGUAGCGACUGCGCUGAUCUUCCCCUGGAGCGGUGUAUGCGUGUCUAUGCCCACCAGCAGGACACGGGCGGCUUCUUUAUCACCGCUCUCCACAAAAAGUCCGAGUUCAAGGCGAAGCCCGAGGAGAACAGGAAGCAGCCCGCUCAGAAUGCAAAACCCAAUGGCAAAGCGGCUCCGGCGAAGCGGCCCCUGGAGGAAGAGGAUAAAGAGGAAGCCGGCGUUAAGAAGCUAAGGCUCUCGGAGGAACCGGCUGUUGCUGAGCCCACGGCCUCAGAGGUCAAGGUUGAAGAAGAAGCAAAGAUCGAAGACGAACCUGAGGUCAAGCCCAAAACCGAAGGGGCUGCUAACGGCGAAGCAGCCAAGGAAACCACUUUAGAAGUCAAGCAGACAGACCCGGCAGCAUCAGCCGUCCCGAAGGCGGAGAUGAUGCCGGUACCAAGGAGGAAGCCGGACGGUCCUUACGAGGAACCCUUCAAGUUUCUCUCCCCGGACCAUGAAGUCAUCAAGAACGUGUCGGAGUUCUACAAGAUCUCGCCGCGCUUCCCCUCGGACCGGUACAUGGUGCGCAAUGCGCUCGGCGAGCCCGCCAAGGCCAUCUACUACACGAGCGCGCUGGUGCGCGACAUUCUCGUGCUCAACGAAGGCCGCGGCGUCAAGUUCGUGCACGGCGGCGUCAAAAUGUUUGUCAAGCAGGACGCGCCGUCGGCCGAGGUCUGCCGCUGGCGCAUCCAGUCCGAAGGCAUGCCUAUCCUGCAUGGCUAUGUCGGCGAGGAGAGGGUUGUGGUUCUCAAGAAGAAGGAGACGCUCAAAAAGCUUCUUGUCGAAAUGUUCCCCAAGAUUACCGGGGACGACUGGAAGCGGAUGGACGAGAUCGGGGAGCGCGUCCGGGAUCUGGCGCUGGGCUGCUGCGUGCUCCGCAUCGAGCCCGAGGAAGGGGACGAGGACUUUUCCGAGCACAUGGCCCUGCCCCUGUGGAAGAGCUUUCAGAGUUUGAAUUUGAUGCUGCCCAAGGAAGAUCGCAGCGCCAUGUUAUUGCGGAUCUACAAUGAUACGACGCCGCUCAUCAAUAUGGGCAUACAGAAGAAUAAGGAUACGACGAAAGAUGACGAGGUAAAGGAUGAGGAAAUGAAGGACGCCGAGGCUCAGGAGGAGGCCAGCAUUGGAGAUGCGGAAACCUUGGUUGCACUUGUCCCAGAAGAGGAAGAUGGCGUGGUUCAGGAGGAAGCAGCUGAGGUCGCUACUGAUGCGGAGAUGGAAAAGCAUGAUUGAGCCAGGCGAUUUCUAGGCCGACUCGUCAUGCCUGAUAAACCCGCGUGCCGGGACGUUGUGCAUUACAUUCGGGAGGGAGCACGGGGAAAUAGACCUGGGUUUGUUACCGGCAGUUCCACGUCGAUCUGGUACACUGGUGAACACUGGCGAGCUGAGAUAACUGGAUCAGAAUAGUCAGCUUUGGCUUGCAGUGAUUGUCGUGGGUUACCCUUGAAAUACCCCAGGACCAAUUCGGCUCAACAGGUCAAGAACCGGUAGGCAAGACGUCAAACCGGUAGGACAGCAUAUUCAGGGGUUGAUUGACAAAAUACGCCGAGAUAGCCUGCCAACCCUAAUACAAACACAAGCAAAGCAGUUUGUGGUAUAUAUGCUCCUUUAGUCUGGAAU